Molecule: messenger RNA, 3797 nt
Organism: Chlorocebus sabaeus (green monkey)
Lineage: Eukaryota; Metazoa; Chordata; Mammalia; Primates; Cercopithecidae
Source: RefSeq, a predicted model, not a curated record
UGCCUCCUGGCCCGUCACCCACUUUGCGGGAGAGAGGGGGUUGCAACAGAUUUUUCCGCCCGCCCACGUCCUUUGCCCCAGGCCAGGGACGGGAUUGCAAGUUUUAAUGCACCCAGCCUCCUUUUGGAACUUAAUUCCCUUGGCCGAAAUCACCCUCCCACUGCUCCUCAACGCAUGCUCGCGGGCAUGCAGUUGUUGUCCCUGUUGGCAAAGUUUGAAGAGGGGUCCCUACCCCUGCACCCCUCCGCCCCGCCCCCCUCACACACACCCCCCAGAACCCCGGGGCGUGCAAGGCUCGCGGCUGCUGGGAAACGCCCGCUGCAAUCCCCUUGACCCUGCCCUGUAACUGACCCUUGGGGAAAAGCCCCCCGCACGGCUACUGCGCAUGCUCUGAGCUGGACAGCUCCAGAGAGGGAAAUUUAAAAACGGUUCGAGCUGCGACGGCGGCCAAAUUGCGGAACGCGAGGGGCGAGCGCGAGGGAGCCCCCCUCCGGAACCCCUGCCCGCCCCCGGAGUGCCGGCAGCGGCGGCCCCGCGAGGAUCGGCUCCAGGAGAUGAUAGAAAGUGACAUCUCAUCCAUAAUGUCAGGAAUUAUUCGAAACUCAGGGCAAAAUCACCACCCCUCUCCACAGGAAUACAGGCUUCUAGCCACCACCAGCGAUGACGACCUCCCCGGGGACCUGCAGUCGCUGUCGUGGCUCACGGCGGUAGAUGUGCCUCGGCUGCAGCAGAUGGCAAGUGGCCGCGUGGACCUGGGUGGCCCCUGCGUGCCACAUCCACACCCAGGUGCCUUGGCUGGGGCAGCCGACCUGCAUGUGGGAGCCACUCCAAGUCCCCUUCUCCAUGGCCCAGCAGGCAUGGCCCCCGGAGGCAUGCCAGGUCUGGGCCCCAUCACUGGCCAUGGAGACAGCAUGAGCCAGUUCCCCGUGGGGGGCCAGUCCUCAUCUGGCCUGCAAGACCCGCCGCAUCUGUACUCACCUGCCACCCAACCACAGUUCCCGCUCCCCCCGGGUGCCCAGCAGUGCCCUCCUGUGGGCCUCUAUGGCCCCCCAUUUGGGGUACGGCCCCCCUACCCCCAGCCCCACAUGGCUGUGCAUUCGUCUCAGGAACUGCACCCCAAACACUACCCCAAGCCCAUCUACUCGUACAGCUGUCUGAUCGCCAUGGCCCUGAAGAACAGCAAGACGGGCAGCCUGCCUGUGAGUGAGAUCUACAGCUUCAUGAAGGAGCACUUCCCCUACUUCAAGACGGCUCCCGACGGGUGGAAGAACUCGGUGCGGCACAACCUGUCUCUGAACAAGUGCUUCGAGAAGGUGGAGAACAAGAUGAGCGGCUCGUCCCGCAAGGGCUGCCUGUGGGCUCUGAACCUGGCCCGCAUUGACAAGAUGGAGGAGGAGAUGCACAAGUGGAAGAGGAAGGACCUGGCUGCCAUCCACCGGAGCAUGGCCAACCCGGAGGAGUUGGACAAGCUGAUCUCCGACCGGCCUGAAAGCUGCCGGCGCCCCGGCAAACCGGGGGAACCAGAGGCCCCUGUGCUGACUCAUGCCACCACAGUGGCCGUGGCACACGGCUGCCUGGCUGUCUCCCAGCUCCCACCCCAGCCACUGAUGACCCUGUCCCUGCAGUCAGUCCCCCUGCACCACCAGGUCCAGCCCCAGGCACAUCUUGCUCCAGACUCUCCAGCACCAGCCCAGACCCCGCCGCUGCAUGCCCUGCCGGACCUCAGCCCCAGCCCGCUCCCCCACCCCGCCAUGGGAAGGGCUCCUGUAGACUUCAUCAACAUCAGCACCGACAUGAACACUGAGGUGGAUGCCCUUGACCCGAGCAUCAUGGACUUCGCGCUGCAGGGGAACCUGUGGGAUGAGAUGAAGGAUGAGGGAUUCAGCCUGGACACGCUGGGCGCCUUCGGAGACUCCCCACUUGGCUGUGACCUGGGGGCCUCAGGUCUGACCCCUGCCUCGGGUGGCAGCGACCAGUCCUUCCCAGACUUGCAGGUGACGGGUCUCUACACAGCGUACUCCACUCCGGACAGUGUGGCCGCCUCAGGCACCAGCUCCUCCUCCCAGUACCUGGGUGCACAGGGGAACAAGCCCAUAGCCCUGCUUUGAGCUGUCAGCCUUACCUGCCCCGGAACCCCGGCACCCGGCUUGGGCAGAGAACUGACUGGAUCAGGGUGUUCCCAGAAGGCAGGUCCCUCAUGGUCCCCGAAGCCUCUCCUAAACCUGUGGCGAAAUUGCUGGCUGGACAGGGAAGCGGUUCCCCUCAGCAGCCCCUCUCUUCCUCGUGCCUCCCACUGGAGCUUCCGGGACAGUUUCUGGGGGCUCUUCCAAGUCAGAAGGAUGGAGGAGGGCGGACAAGCAACCCAGCGUCCCCCGACUCCUUGACACUCCUCCAAGGCCUGAGCUGUAACGCCUGGCCAUGUUGAGUGACACUUCUCCAUCCUGGAUCCUGGCUGGGUGACCUCAAUGACCUGCACCCCAUUUUGGGACACCUUUGUGCAUUGAGGAGACACCCUGGGGUGAAAGCCCUUGAAUUCAUCCUCAUGGGAAAUGGCUGAGUGGAUCAAACCUCAGCCGUAGCCUCCAGGGGCCAGGCCCAGAGCAGGAAAUGGAGCCAGAGAACCUUGAGCCUCUCUCUCUUGGAUAGGACAAGCUGAACUCUGAAAUGGGAGCCAGUCCAGGUGGCCUUCAGCCCCACCUUUCCAAUAGUCUAUUAGAAUUUUAUUAGAGCAGAUUCCUGGGCCAUGCCGGGUACCGUGACCAGGUGUAAAUUUAUUUAUAUUUAUUGUGGCCCAUCCACCCCACUUCUUUAAACCCAGCCCGAGGCCUCUGGAAUGAGACUCCUCCUCCCUCCCUACCUCCCAGCCAUCCUAACUCCUACAGGCCAGAGAAUGACAUCUCUAACUGGCUCGUAUUCCCUUGGCAGCCUGGGGCUACUUUUUAGAACCAGCAAGCACUGUUGAUACUGUGAACCAUCCUAUUUUUUCCAUAUUAGAGACCAGAUAUUUUUCCACCUGUUCAUGAUUCACAUCUCUUCUUGCAUGUACCUAAGAGAGGCGGUGCCAUUGUUUGGGGGCUUGGGGGGCUUUCAAAGGGGAAAAUGCAAUGGGAGAGGGAGGAACUGGAGGAGGGUGCUUUUGUACUGGGAUUUAAGACUCUCCUGAGGGAAUGAAAGCCAGCUGAACCAUGUAAAGCUCGAACCACGUGGCGAGUGGUGGACAAAACUUCGAUGCAUAUUUAUUGGCACUUCCUCACCUCCCUUUGUCCCACAGCUGUUUUUAUGUUUCUUUUUCUCUCCUUGCUAAUUACUGACUCCCCAAGUGGCAAGUUCCUCAGAUAGCUGGGUUAAAGGAGAGACAGGUGAGUGAGCUAGUCAAUUGUGAAAAAUGCUCUCCCAGCAAAGCUGAGACAAAACUGGAGAAGCUGCAGCCUCACGCACCAUCCCCCUCUUUCCACCAGAUGGAUGUUGACUGUGUCUGGGAGUUCCUGAACCCUAGAGCCAGGAUGUUCUGUUUCAUCAACAGCUCAGCCAGCUGCCUGGGAGCUUUGGCAUUAAGCCCCGCCUUGAAGGGAGAGCUUUAAGUUUUUCCUAGUUCUGGAACUUUCCACCGAGCAUCCACCACCCUUAGACACAAUCCCAGUGCUACCCGUCCAACCUGCACUGUCAUCUGCUUUGUGUGACAUGGCCCCCGAUAAGGUGUUGAAAUUGUUAUUCAUGAAGACUCCGUGUUUGAGUAACAUCAAGACUGUCAGUGUAGAAUUGAGUAAAUGUCUUCUAUCAAUAAAGGCUGAACGGCA